UUUGGGGGUCCUGCGGCCCACGCCUUCCCCGCGCCUGUGGAUGGUGCAAAGGGCGGCGCCUCUGCCAGCUCGGGGGCGGUGCUGGGGUCCGCGGGGUGAGGGAGGGCAGUGUCAAUGCGCGUGGGACACGGGGCUUUCAGACUUAGGUCUUGAGGCCCUCGGGGCCCAAACUCCCCGGCCGGCAUGCGCGACAGGACCCGCGAGCUGAGGCAGGGGGAUCACAGCUCGGACGAUGAGGACGAGGUGCGAGUCGCGCUGGUGGUGCAACCGGGUACCGCCCGGCUGGGGAGCCCGGACGACGAGUUCUUCCAGAAGGUCCAGACAAUUCGGCAGACCAUGGUCAAGUUGGAGAAUAAAGUCCGGGAGUUGGAGAAACAGCAGGUCACCAUUCUGGCCACGCCCCUUCCCGAAGAGAGCAUGAAGCAAGACCUGCAGAACCUGCGUGAUGAGAUCAAACAGCUGGGCAGAGAGAUCCGGACACAGCUGAAAGCCAUAGAACCACAGAAGGAGGAAGCUGAUGAGAAUUAUAACUCAGUUAACACAAGAAUGAAAAAAACCCAGCAUGGGGUCCUGUCCCAGCAAUUUGUGGAGCUCAUCAACAAGUGUAAUUCAAUGCAGUCCGAGUACCGGGAGAAGAAUGUGGAACGCAUCCGGAGGCAGCUGAAGAUCACCAAUGCUGGAAUGGUAUCUGAUGAGGAGCUGGAGCAGAUGCUGGACAGUGGGCAGAGCGAAGUGUUCGUGUCUAAUAUACUGAAGGACACUCAAGUGACACGACAGGCCCUAAAUGAGAUCUCAGCUCGGCACAGUGAGAUCCAGCAGCUUGAGCGCAGUAUCCGUGAACUUCAUGAGAUCUUUACUUUCCUUGCUACUGAAGUAGAGAUGCAGGGAGAGAUGAUCAACCGGAUUGAAAAGAACAUCCUGAGCUCAGCAGACUAUGUGGAACGUGGACAGGAGCAUGUCAAGACAGCCCUUGAGAACCAGAAGAAGGCGAGGAAGAAAAAAGUCAUGAUUGCUAUCUGUGUAUCCAUCACUGUCCUCAUUUUGGCUGUCAUCAUUGGUGUCACCACAGCAGCUGGAUAAUGCCACGCAUUCCUGUGGGCGCACCAGGACCCAGAGCCUAGCCUUUCCUCUUGGCAGGUGCAGGGGCAAGGCCAAGCCUCCAGUGUGAUGCUGUCCUUACACUGCCCCUGUGCAGAGGGGCAGAUGGUUCUUCUGGGAUUGUCGGCUGCUCCUCCAUGGGGGUCUCCUUCAAGCCACAGUGCCUAGAAGAGAGCCUGCUGUGUCCUGUUUGGUUGGGACACAUGGUUUUGUAAAAAAAUUAAAGAAAAAAAAGUUUGGA
Jaculus jaculus (lesser Egyptian jerboa) is the source of this 1339-nucleotide messenger RNA. RefSeq names its product syntaxin 4 (gene Stx4). The transcript has 11 exons. Bases 184 to 1080 code for a protein of 298 amino acids. NCBI's taxonomy places the organism in Eukaryota, Metazoa, Chordata, Mammalia, Rodentia, Dipodidae. Gene Ontology annotation, cellular component: SNARE complex; plasma membrane; endomembrane system. Gene Ontology annotation, biological process: intracellular protein transport; vesicle fusion; exocytosis. Gene Ontology annotation, molecular function: SNAP receptor activity; SNARE binding. The record is from RefSeq and is a predicted model, not a curated record.